UUAUAUUAGUGUUUUAAUAUUUUCAAUAUGUGUGAUCCGGAGACAAAGUGUUUCAUGAUACAGUGGGAAAUUGUCCUCAUCGAAUGGGUCAAUUGUUUAGGCAUUGCAAAACAUGUGGAAACUGUUAGAGAUUUGGAGAAUGGAGAAUUUUUCAUCAACAUUUUUCGACUACUCUCUAAAACAACGAUAACCAACUUUUUACCUGAAUUUCAAUCUUUCUUAAAAAUGCAGUACCCAAAUGUAAAUAUUCAAAAUCACCCAAAAUUAUCAGAUUGUGAUAUAACAGUAUUAGCUUCCCUUCUUAUGCACUAUGCUUGUGUAUAUGAUAGACGAGAAACUUUAACUGCACCCCUUUGUUCAAACCUUACAGAAGACACUCAGCUGUCAAUAAAAAGUUUUCUGGAAGGUAUAAGUACUCAUUCAAAUGAGGAGGAUCUGAAGAAAAUCAUGAAAAUUGCUGUUAAAAAUAAGGAAAGUUCUGUAAGCUGCAGAACACCUCGCCUAUUUACUUGCCAUUCUGGUGGAGAUUCACCAGCUCUAGGAAGUCCCUUACAUGAUUUCUUGAGAACACCAGCAUACAAAAGCGGCCGCUUACAAGAAAAAGAUAGAGAGAUCAAGAAGUUACGCAUGGAACUUCAAACAGAAAAGUAUGAGAAAGAAGAUAUGAUAAUGGAAGUGAACGAAUACAAAGGAAAAUUGAAAAAGAUCUCUCAACAGCUGAACGAUAAGUCAGUAACAAUAUCAAAACUACACUCAGAAUUGAUUGAGAUUGACAGCAGAGAUCCACCACACAAAUCGAGGGAGUUGAUGGAAAUAGAAAAAUUGCUGAAGGCUGAAUUGCAGGAUUCACAAGCUUAUAUACAGCAGCUUCAAAGUGAGCAAGAAGAUUUACAAAAUAAGAAAGAAGAACUGCUUAAAAAGUUACAAAAAAGCGAAGAGGAAAGUUGUCUUUGGCAAGAACGAGCUCUAAUGUUAGAGAGUAAAUGUGAUAGUUUGAAUGAUAAAAGCAAAGCCCAAGAUUUCGAAUUGAAUAGUUUGCGCAUUAACUGCAACGAAUUAAAUGCUUUACUUGAAGAAAUGAAGUCCUUAAAAAGGACUGAUACUAGUGCAUAUUUAGAUGUAUCAGCUGAAGCUUUUAAAUCGCCUAAAAAUGAAAGCCAUUAUGAAGAUUUGGCGUGCAGCGUGGUUGAAGUACAAUUGUUAGAAGUUAGACAAGAAAACGAUACCUUACUAAGUACUCUUAUGGAAUCCGAGAGGCGAAGUAAACUAUUGGAACAAGAACUUAGUAAGGUUACUGAAGACUUUGCAAAAUUGAAUGAUAAUUUCGCCGAUUUACAAAAAUCUAAUAACGAUUUGGAAUCCAAAGUGUUGAUCCUUACAGAGACUCAAAAACAUUUAGAACUUGGUAAUCAAGGAUUGUUAGUGCAAGUUGCUGGAUUAACUGAGAACAACGAGAUGAAACAACAAGACUUGGAUCUGAUGCAAAAUAGUUUAUUCGAUACUAAAUCGGCGUUGGAGAAUAGUGACCUUUUAGUUGCUAGCAUUCGAAACGAUUUGGUUACUUUACAAAAAUCUUACGAUCUUUUACAAGAUGACUUAACACUACGAAAUGACCAAUAUAAUUCAUUGAAAAUAGAAUCUGAUAAUUUACAAAAGAAAUACGAAGAAAUGUUAGAAAAUUAUAAGCAUAAACAGUUUGAGGCUGAAAGUUUCCAAAAGUUGUAUGAAGAAUUGGAUAAAAAAAUUGAAUUAAAUUUGAAGAACUUGGAGAUGAUAGUUGGCGUUGAAGAAAUUGAUUUUACUAAUCGUAUAGACGCAUUUGGAUUAUUAUUAAGUAAAUUAAAGGAUUCUAUUGAAACAAAGGAAAAUAAUUAUAAAAUAGAGAUUUGCAAAAGUCGAGAAUUGGUCAAAGGAUUAGAGGAGGAAGUGAAUCUGAUAAAAGAACGUGAAUGUAUAAGCACUCAAACGGUAAAUAAACUUUCUUUGGAAUUGAAUUUAGCAAAGCAACAAGCUCUGACAUUGGAUGUCACCAUUGAAGAUCAAACCAAAAAAAUCGAAGAAUUGAAUAAUGUUAUUGGAGAUUUGAAAGUUAAUAUUUUAGAUCUAGAAGGGCUGCAGAUGGUUAUUACGAGAAAGUGUGAAGAACUUGAAGUACACAACGGUGAACUUAAGAACAAAUAUGAAGUAAAAGAGGAAGAACUUAAACAGAAAAUGUGCGAAGAGGAGAAGUUUAAAAAGUUAAUAGAAGAAUUGGAUUGUGUUCGAAGUAAAUUGAGUAAAGAAGUUAAUGAAUAUAAAGAAGAAAUUAUGUUGAAGAACAACGAAUUCCAACAAAAAGAAAUUGAUAAUGAAGCUGUAUUAUUGAAAAUUGGAGAAGAAGCUAAAUUGAUGAAAGAUGAAUACUUGGAAAAGAGUCAUGAACAAUUGCAGAAAAUUAACAAACUUAACGAUUCGAUUGAAAAUUACGAGAAACGUAUUGAAGUUUUGCAGGCCGACUUAAACAUAUCCGAAGAUCAAUGUAAACAAAAGGAAUUACAGCUCGAGGAUGUGUCUAAGUUAAAAUCGCAAAUUGAAACUGAGUUUAUUAAACAGAGUGAGGACCUACGAAAGAAAAUUGACCUUCUGGAGUCGACACUGGGAAAUCUAACGGUGGACUAUGAGAAAUGUAUCAACGAAAGGAAGUGUCUGUCCAGUCAAAAGGAUGAAUUGCAAGAACAACUCGCAGAUUUGAAUGAAGAGAAGAGAAAUUACAUGAAAAGAUGCGAUGCACUCAAGAAUGAAAUUAUGGACUUGGCUGAUAAAUUAGCUAUGAAAGAACAGCAAUGUUUAGACAAGGAUGAUGUGAUUUCGAAAGCUAACAAAGAAUUAUUGGCUCUGAAGUUGCAAUUAGAAAAUAAACACGAAGAUAUCAAAUACUUGAAGGACAAAACGGAAAAUUUGCACUCUGAAAAAGCAGAAAUAAAACUUCAAUUAGAUGGUGUGGUUAACGAGAACUCAAAUUUGAAGACAAAAUUGAACAAUCUCAUAGUGGAAAUUGAUAUUUUGGAAAAACUAACAAGCGCCACCAAAAAUAAAAAUACCGAGCUUGAAAGCAACGUUUCGGAUAUGUUUAAUCAAUUAGCAAAUAAAAAUAAAAAAUUAGCCGAAAGCGUUGAACAACUACAGAAAGUAAAGGAAGAAACGAAAUUGGAAAUAGAGAAAUUGCGUCAAGAUUUAGAAGAAUCUAAUCGUCAAUUAGAGGAAGCUAACGAAGAACGUUUUACGAUUACAGCUGGAAAUGAGUCUAAAAUUCGCAAGUUGAAUGAUCAGAUGGUGAAUCAAAAUUUGGAAUUGGAUGAAUUGAAAAGGCAAAAAAUUAGUAACUUGCAGGAGAUUGAAAUGCUUCGAGAGGAAUUGAGCUUCAAUAUGAGCAAAUGUACAGAAGCCUUGCAAUGUGAAAAGGAUUUGAAGAUCGAAAAUGAGUUGCAUAUGAAUUCGCUUUCCGAAAAUUUGCAUAAUCUGGUUACGAAAUACAAUAUUUUAGAUGCUAAACACGCUGGAAUCGUGGAUGAAUUGAACGACACUAAGCAGUGUCUUCGAGUGGUUGAAGAUGAAAAACAAAAAUUGGAAAUUGAAAUGGUUAGAACCAAAAAGCAAUACGACGAAGAUUGUUUGGCUGCUGCAGAAGAUUAUAAGAAGCAAUUAGAUGAUCUUGUGGAAGCUGAAGAAAAAUAUCAAGCGGAAAUUGACGAUUUGAAAGGAUACAAAGUUGAAGUAGGAAAGGUUAAGGAAAAAUUAAAUGAAGUUAUAGAAGAGCGAACUGAUCUGCUUAUGAAAAUCGAAGGUCUGAUUAAAAGCAACAAAGAUUUUGAAGAUAAUUACAAUGACCUGAAUAUUGAGCAUGAAAAUUACCUCAAGGAGAGUGCUUCAAAUCUAGAGAGAUUGCGAAGUGAACUGAAUUGUUCAGUAAAUGAAUUGAAACAAGUAAAAGAAGAUCAUCAAGCUGAGAUUGUUGAAUUAGAAACGUCUCUCAGGCAACGAGUAUCAGAUUUGGCCGAUAGAAAAUUGCAGUUUGCUGAUGAUAUCAAAGAAAGAGAUAAUGAAAUUUACAAUUUGCGCAAUAAACUUGCAGAGUUUGAAGAGACUUUGAUUAAGUUGCGAUUUGAGCAAUCCAGUUUGAAGAAUCAAUUGGAAACAACUGAAGAUACGAAGACUAAAUUCUCCCAACUGCAGUGCGCGUACGACAUUUUGGAAACUGGAAAAAUUAAGUUUGAAGAACGCUAUGAAGACUUGUUGUACAAAUACAAUCAUUUGGUGGACGAGAAACAAGAACGCGAUGACAGAUAUAGACAGGAAAUUUCAACGUGCGAAAUUCAAAUUAAAGAAUUGCAGAAUGAAUUGUGCGAUAAGGUGGCUACGAUCGGUGUUAAAGAACUGAAGAUUCAAGAGUAUACUGAAGAGAUAGAAACUAUAAAAAACAUUGUUAGUAACAUGGAUUUCGAGAAAAAAGAAAUUAUUAAAGAAUUUGAAAGUCGUUUGGAAGUGAUCGAGGAAGACAGUAAUAGAAAGUUAGUGGAGAAGGUAUCCGCUUUCAAACAUGUCAAAGGUAAAUAUCUUCAGAUUCAGCAGGAGAUGAUUACUCUUCAAGCCGAUUAUGAACAUUUGAAAGAAGAUUUGGUAUCAUCGGCGCAGGAAAAGCAGGAUAUUGAGAGGACUAUCAGAGAAAAAGAGGAUGAGUUAUGCGCAAUGAGAAACAAGUACGAAUCUUUGAAUAGUUGCUUAUCCGACCACGAAUCUGCUUUGGUCAAUUUGCAGGACGAGCUGCAGAAGAAAAUGUCCAAUCUUGAAGAGAUUUCAGCAGAGAAAAAAGCACUUCAAAAUAAACUAAGUCAAACUGCCAAAGAGUUGGAGGAUGUGCAGAGAUCGCGCGAAGAGAUCUUCGAGAAUCAUUCAAAAUUAAUCGAAGAUACGGAAAUGAAUUUGUUACGUGCACACGAUAAUGCGGUCGACGUUAAAAAUGAUUUGAUGUCUCGAAUUUCACAUUUGGAAUACGAAAUUGAAGCUAAGAAAGAGGUCGAGUCUCUUUUAGAGCAAGAGCAAAAGGCCAAGAAAUUCUUUGAACUUCAACUUUUGGAAGUUACUGAUGACAGGCAUAAACAUCAAUUGACUAAUAAAAAGUUGAAAGAAAUUAUAAAUCGGUUAAUAUUUGCUAUUCGUGAAACUCCAGUGGAAGAUGAUAUCGAGGAUAGCGAGCAUUUAGAUCAGCUAAUUGUCGAAGUUGAAGACAAAUUGAUUCGUAUCUUUGCCAACAUGCGUGAGUUAGAUAUAGUCAUAGAAACUUUGCAGCGCGAUAAGUUGGAAGUUACUAACAAACUUUUCAGUUUGGAGAAAGUUAACGAAAGUUUGGAAGAGGAAAAAACGAAGUUAAUUCAAAAUUAUGAGCGGUUGCAUUUGGAGAAGACGGGUCUGGCAAUUGAAAAGGACAAGGAAAGUAAGUGUUUGGAAAACGUGAAUGUUCAAUAUGAAUUGCUAAAAAAGAAAUGUGAAAGCGAUAAUAGUGAAGAGCUUACUGCUAAAUUGCAAGAAUUAAAAGCAUCAAAUGAUAAAACUUAUUCCGAUUACAUGGAGUUCGUUGGACAACUGAAAUUGGUGAAAAAGGAUAUAGAUUCUAUGAUUUCUCAAAGGAAUUCUUUGGAAUCUGCCGUCACAGCCUUGAAGGAAUGUAACAUCGCGGUACAAAUUCGAUCAUCGUUUUUAACAGAAGAGUCCCACAAAAAUCAUUACGAGCAAAGGGUAGCUCUAGAGACCAUCAUCGAGGACAUUCAGAAGCAAUUUAGUAGAUAUACGAAAAUGGCUUACAACAUUUCAUUGAACACUUGCCAAAUCUUUGAAAAAACGGUUAACGGAAUUCUGAGCAAUAAACCAAUCAAGUGGAAAAUUAUGUUCAAAGAUCUCGAUAUCACAGAAAUUCUGGAGAAACUUGAUGAUUUAAAGCAUAAUGUUACUAAUACAAUGGAAGAAUUAAAAAUAUUUGAAAAGAAUGUUGAGAAAAUUGAUUGUAAAGUGAGUAACCAACGCACACUGAAAGAGAAUGUCCCACAUCAAUCGAAAGUGACGAGGGAAGAUGAUUGGAGAAGGAAGUAUUUGGCGUUGAAGCAGCGCAUGACGUUAGUGGAGAAUACAAAGAACAAUUUCGAGAAGAGAAAUCGACAGUUAAAAGAUGAAAAUAAAAAGCUUUUGCAGCAAACACCACAAGAGGUUGCUACCAACAACGAUAAGCAAUAUAAAGCUUUACUGCAACAGCAUUUGGAGAGUAAAGAAGAGCAAGCUAAGAUCCUUAAGGAUCAUGAAAGCAAGUACCUAAUGGUAUGUCAGGAAUUUGAAGAGUACAGGAUGAGUGAUCAUAACCACAUUAUUGAAAGGAACGAGGAUAUGCGAAAGGAGUUGGAUUCCAUUCGGUCAGCUUACACGCAUGUACUAAAUGACAAAUCUCAGGAUGAACGCGAAAUUUCCACUCUCAGAAAAAUGUUGGACGACAGGAAUUCCGAACUUGCUGAUCUUCAUUCCAUAAAGGAAGCUUACCAAAAGCUCUUCGAAGAAAACAAUAAGUUGUUGUCUGAAAUCGAUACGGUGAAAUAUAAGAGGAAUCGUGAUCGCGAAGAGUAUGUAAGGUUACUUAAAAAAGAGUCAAGUAGUGAUGUGUCAAAGCGAAUCCAAGAGGUGCGCGAGGAAUAUGAAGUGAAACUGGAGAAAAUGAAGAACAAAGUCAUAGAAAUGUACAAGCAGGAGUCCGACAAGCAGUUGGAGAAGGCUCAGGAAGAAAAACAAAACAAUGUGGCGUUGGCUCAAACCGUUGAGAAAUUACGUAGUGAAUUGAAGAUGUACGAAUUUCAAUUACGUAGUGUAGAGUCCGAGAAAACCGUGGCUUUGAAGCAAUUGUCCGUGUACCAAAAAUUAGAGACCGGUGACAGGUUCACCGGCUCCAAAGAGUCAUUCUACAUUAACUCUUCCAGGGAGAGUCUACCGGCUAUUGGAAAAUCUUACGACUCUCGUAUGUCUGGUAAACGGGCGAGCACACAAAGUUUGGGCAGAGACAUUGUUCGUGCAGUAGAUGAUCGCAGUGGAAGAUGCGCAACUUUACCAAGGAACGUCAACUCUAUGGAUAUCAUUGAGGAAGUCCACAUCUCCAGGAGAACUAGUAUUAACGCCGUAGCACCAGCGCCUAUCGACAUGGAAGACGAGUGCGAUUUAUUCAACAACAAGUUCCUUUUGGAUCUGAAAGAGGGCAAAUGUAAUUUAGCCAGUGGCCGAGAUUCUACAUCAAGCAGGAUGUCGGAGUUGGCUUACAGGAAUUCCUUGUGUCCUCCUCAUCUGAAGUCUUCAUAUCCCGCGGAAACACAAUUCCUAAAUCCACAAAGAUAUAGAGACGACGAUCUUAAGACCGGACAAUUAGAUUUAGAUGACAGCAUGAGUACGAAACUAUUGCCAAUUGAUAAACCUAAGAAAAAAGACGCCGGUACCACCACCUAUAAGAAACCAGGACCACCCACGCCAAGUAAACACGGGGGUAGGUUAUCUCUGCAGGGCAGUGAACAACACCCCAGAGACGUGCUUAGGGAUAGUAACGCUGAUAAAACGCCGAAGAGAACGACACCCAACAAGUUGAUGUCGCUUUUCUCGCGGAGCAGUCUAAAGGAAUCCUCAGAGAAUGCCGUGCCAGUUACGCCAAAAGGAGGCAAGAAACGAUUUUCCGUUAAAAAGUAUUUUUAAGUUAUUUGAUCGUUUUAUUAUUGUUCGU
Molecule: messenger RNA, 7777 nt
Organism: Nicrophorus vespilloides
Lineage: Eukaryota; Metazoa; Arthropoda; Insecta; Coleoptera; Silphidae
Product: GRIP and coiled-coil domain-containing protein 2-like
Exons: 8
Coding region: 28-7749 (2573 amino acids)
Source: RefSeq, a predicted model, not a curated record